AUGUGCAUGUCGUUGCGUGUGUGCUGGUGUUCGUUGGGGGAUUUGGCGACGGUCUCUGCCCUGCAGAGAUGGAGGGGCGGGUGGGCGAGAAGAGGACGCGGUGGCGCAGCGAGAAGGCAGCGAUGGGAAGGGGGCGGGGCAAACAUGACUGCGCGCCCGCCUCCGUUCCCUCGCUGUGAAUGGGACUCGCGCAGGCGCCCCUGCAACAGUGCAGAGAGACGCGACACGAAGCCCCAGGCGGUUGGCCCGCCGCCGCUCUGCACAGUCUCUCCCUGUCCUCGCUGUGCAAAGCGCAUUCCUGCGCUGCGGGGCGGGGCAGAAGCGGAGGUGCGCGAGGAGGGCAGCAGGCGAGGGGGGGCGUGGCCUGCCGGGGGGUGGCAAACAGCGCCCCCUGUCCUGCGCUUCUGUCGCUCCUCCGCUGCCGGCGCGGCGUGUCUCGCGCCCGCCGGCCUCCUCUCUCGUUUGGCUGCGUGUGUGUCUGCAAGUGGCCCCGCUGCUCCCGCUGUGCACGCCUCGCAUCCCCACGUGCGCCGUGGCCUCACCGCUCUCCCCCACCUCCUUUUAUCUCUCCCUCCCCCACUCCCUUGCACUCUCGCGCGCCUCUCUCACCCCUUCCCUAUAAGCCCGCGCACACGCAGUAGCACCCGAGCUGUUCCUCCGCGAAGAUCGCCGCUCUUGCCUACUCGCCCGCCUCCCCCUGCGCCCAGCUGCACAGCCUCGACCCCCGCGUCGCGCACUCAGCUGCCCACCACUGCCUCGUCUUUCCCGGUCUACUGUGGAGCGUCUGCCAAGAUGGAGUGGAGUGUCGGCAUCGCUGUCUACGCGGUGGUGCAGCUCAUCGCGUUCUUGUUGGUGCUGGUGGGUACGCCCAUCGACAUGUAUCGGUUUAGACCGCGGUAUAUAACUCAAAACACCACUGUUACAACUCUUUGGGGCGUGAAGAUGGGUGGUUUCAACCUUACUAACGUCAUAACAUCCGACUAUUUGUGGAGGAGGUGCACGAACCGGCGGGACCGAUUCCGCGUAGCUCAGGUGUUCGCUGUGAUCUCCAUCUUCGUGUACGGCGCGGCGGCGGCAUUGGGCUUCAUGAUGCUGUACUGUUGCUCCGUCUUCCGCUUGUUCUGCCUGGCGCUCAACAUUGUUGGUGCUCUCACGUUGUGCAUCGUCUGGGCGGCCGUAGUGGUGACGUACUACGUAAAGGACAACGAGUUUUGCUGGAAGGAAAGUGUUUUCUCCACUUAUGGCGCCGGUUUCGUUCUCCUCGUGCUGGCCUGGAUCCUGGAUAUCGUUAAUAUCGCAUUCCUGCUGCUUCCGUACACGUAUGCAGACCUACGUGGCAGCGUAACCAGAUACAAAAGUGCUGAAGAAUAG
This is a messenger RNA of Leishmania braziliensis MHOM/BR/75/M2904, 1371 nucleotides long. Its product is annotated as putative amastin-like surface protein. Bases 1 to 1371 code for a protein of 456 amino acids. Lineage: Eukaryota; Euglenozoa; Kinetoplastea; Trypanosomatida; Trypanosomatidae. The record is from RefSeq and is a predicted model, not a curated record. The transcript has a single exon.